AUGGAUGUGGACGAAAGUCUUAAGAUUGUGGGCCUUAGUGGACGUGUGCAGAACACCAACUUUGUCAUCUUUGGUCUGGGCCUGACUCUGGCGGCCAUACAACUCACCUGCGUGGCCUUCACGAUCAACCAAUCAGUGGAGCACUACUGUAAGCCGCCGCCGGGCUUUUCAGCCAAUGAAACCACGCCUUUUAUCGUCAAAGACGGUCGCCAUGUUCCCGACAGUUGUCAUAUGUACAGAGUCCUGAACGGGACACUGACGGAGAACACGACGACCUGCCAGCAUGGUUGGGAAUACCGUGCUUACGAUACUUACGGAGAAAAAAGCUACGUGACGGAUCUGGACCUUGUCUGCGACCGGGGCUAUCUGGCCAAUCUACUAAUGUCCAUUCACUUCGCCGGCGUGCUGGUGGGUGGUUUCGUGACAGGUCAGGCCGGGGACAUGUUGGGCCGACGCCCGGUCAGCAUGGUCACGUUGCUGCUCAUCAGCGUGUUUGGUACGGCCGUCAGCUUCACGUGGAACCUGGAGCUCAUGAUGGCCCUCAGGUUCCUCUUGGGGGCGGCAUUACCGGGAAAUUCUUUGGUCGGUUACGUCCUUGUGGUCGAGAUGUUUACUCCCAAGAAGCGACUGCUGGGUCACGUACUAAUCCAGCAUUUCUUCAGUCUUGGCGUAAUGCUCGUGGCACCGUUGGCCUACUUGAUGCCGGAUUGGCGUCUCUUCCAACUCGUCACGUCGCUGAUGUGCCUGCCUGUCGUCCUGAUCAUGUGGUUCUUCACCUACGAGUCCCUUCGAUGGCUAGUCCAGAAAGGACGGUUGGAGCAGGCAGAGGCCAUCCUUCAAAAAAUCGCCAAAUCCAAGAAUCUCCGGCACGAAGGGCCGUUCCUAUUGAGCCGGAAAAGAAAACCUUCGCACCCAGUCUACACGAUCGAACUGUCUGACACAUCGGAUAACGGCCCGGGAAAAGACCGCAAUGAGUCGAUAUCACCUGCAAGGGAAGAUGGGGCCCUGAGAGAAGAAAAGAGUCAGAACGAUCAACCCACAGGCUGUGAAGAAAACAAGAUGGGAGACAUGGCCCAGGCUAAAACUGACGCCAAGAAAUACACCGUUUUAGAUCUCUUCAAGACCAGAAUCCUCAUUAAACACACAUCAGUCAUUUUCUGUUGCUGGUUUGUCAUGAAUGCAACGUACUUUGGUUUCAUCGUCUAUUCGACCAGCCUGGUCGGCAAUAAGUACCUCAACUUUUUCUUGUUGGCCCUCGUUGAGGCGCCGGUCUAUGGUAUCGAUUUCUUCAUUGUCAGAAGAUUUGGCCGGAAGAGGCCCGUCAUCAUAUUCUUCUUCACCGGAGCGGUGGCUUGUCUGCUAAUCGCCUUUCUUCCCGUAAAAACAGGCAGCGGAACGGAUUUAUCAGCGCUGAUCCUUGCCGUGGCAAUGAUCGGUAAAUUUUACUCCAACGCUGCCUUUGAAGUCACACUGCUGAUGAGUGCAGAGAUCUUCCCAACGGUGUUACGAAACAUUGCCACGGGUAGUUCAUCGACUAUCGGGAGGAGCAGUGCCAUUAUUGCACCGUUCAUUGUUUAUCUGCAAGAAGUCAAGAGCUACUUGCCCAUGCUUAUCUUUGGCUGCCUUUCGCUGGUAGCCUCUGGGUUGGUUAUAAUGCUCCCGGAAACCAAGAACAAACCUCUGCCGGAGACGUAUGAGGACGCCACCAAGUUGGUAAACAGCCGAGAACAAGAUACGAAACUAUAAGUGAUUCCCAAAUCACAUAUUCCUAAAGGCUUCCUAUGUUUGUCUUAGCUUAUUCCACUUAUCCCAGUAUUCCACAUGUUUUUACUGUUUGCAAGUCACAUUAGAGUAGGCCUAAAUUAGUCAUAAUAAUAAUAGUAAACCGUAUCAAGCUCAUUCCACACAAGGUCCCUAUGCGCUAUACAAGAGUCAUUAUUACCCCCGCUCAUUGGGCCAAUGAAAUAUUCCAAACUAUCUCAGCUUUCUGGGGAGUAUACAGCCGUAUAAUCUGCCACUUUGGCGCAGAGCAGCUAUCAUCACAAAUACCAGUGCCCUCACAGGUACCCAUUUACUCCUGGGUGGAGAGAAGCGACAAUGUUCCAAUUUGGUGCCAAGUCGGUAAUUGAUUUGCGUACGGUACCGGUUUACUGGCUCCACACACGCAAAGUAACGCUGCAAUGCGCGUAGUCUGAUUCCCAGACCAAAUGAUGCUGACUAUUGAAGAUCAAUAAUAACCGACUUGGAGAAUAUACGUUUUCAAUUUUGUACAUAUACACAACGUAUGGGAGUACAUGUAUUUGGAAUCGGUGAAGUCCGUUGAAAGCAAGUAGGGCCUAGGCAAAUUUCUCCCAGAGCAAAAUGCAGAUAAGAAGAAGAAGCAGCACGUAUCCAGAAAGCCCUUUUUCUCUCAUUAGUGAAUACAUUAUUUUGGGCGUCUCUGGCACAACGGAACGAUUUUGUCACAUUUUGGAAUUUGAUUACUCAGAAAUGCAUGAGUUGGGACAAGUGGAAAUUCAAGUUGCAUGCACGUGCAUAAUGAUUCACUCUGUAAACCGAUCCUUCUGUGAAUUGGGCGCCUAAAAUGGUGUAUAUGUAUAUUUUAUGGUCAGAAAAGGGUGGAAUGAUAAGGAUAAGAGAACUUGUUCAGGGGAAAUGGGUUUAGCACAUCCUAAUUUUUGUGUUAGUGCGGUUCAAGUUGGGUUGGACAAGAAAUAUCAAUUUGCACUACUUAUUGUAUUCGGCACGAUAAAGUUCCCCAUAAUAUAGCUAUAUUAUCCCUAACAAUCAUGAAUCCUCCAAUUUUAAUACGAUUUUGCACACCCCAUAGGGAGUUGGGGAUGUAACACGUGUAUAUGGUAAGCAAUAACGGACACGAACGAACGGUAUUCCCAACCGAACGAAAGUGACCCCAGUGUAGUUUAUGACGACCGCCAGACAAUGAAUGUUGACGAAUUUUGCCUGCAGUCCGAAUCAUGCCAAUUGUUCUUCUUAUAUAAGAUCGACUCCCAGAUCGUUAAUUUCCUGAUGUAUAAAAAGCACCGCAGCAUCUUUUCAAUCGCACGUACAACGCAUCCGUAGAUAAGUCAAUUAAAAAUGUAUUGCCAAGGUUACUUCCAGCAUGCACAAAGGUUUAUUUAGGCUGUAUUAAUAUGUCAACCGUUACCGUUUCAAUACUGUAAAUCGAUUUUAAUCCAUAACUCCUAUUGUCCAACUAUAUCAAAUAACUGUAACGCCGGAUAUAUUCCAGUCUUUGUCAACACUCAGUCCUUGAACUAUAAGUAUAAGACUUCACUCGAGAUGAACACAAGGUUUUAAUCUAUAAUUAUGUAGGCAUUAUUCUUUCGCUUGUGCAAAAUUAAACGAGCAAACGAAUACCAUAUUUGGUAUACUUUUGGGCGAACGUGUGGGGAAAUGAUUAUUGUAUAUAGAACCCUUAUAUUGAAGCAGUAUAU
Messenger RNA from Patiria miniata (bat star), 3455 nucleotides. RefSeq names its product solute carrier family 22 member 4-like. The record is from RefSeq and is a predicted model, not a curated record. The coding region runs from base 1 to 1746 and encodes 581 amino acids. Gene Ontology annotation, molecular function: transmembrane transporter activity. Gene Ontology annotation, biological process: transmembrane transport. The transcript has 9 exons. NCBI's taxonomy places the organism in Eukaryota, Metazoa, Echinodermata, Asteroidea, Valvatida, Asterinidae.